AUGGCCCCUGUAAAGUUAAAUUCGCCGAAAAGAUUAUGGAAUGUCCUUCGAUGUUGCUCCCCCAAUUGGCAUACAGCAACAAAUAUAAGGAUACGAUGUGCAUCCAAACGAACAAGCAGCACUUGUGCAUCUCAAGUAGGCCCACCUAUCAAGAUGAAAUCAUUACCAGACAUCCAUGGUGAUGAAGCCAAAUCAUAUGAUCCUCAGCAAACAGAGCGAGGGUGGUACGAGUGGUGGGAAGCGCAAAAACUCUUCAAACCGCAAUUUACAGCAACUGGGAAAAUUAAGCCAGAAGGUGUUUUCUCAAUCCCAUCUCCUCCACCGAAUAUUACAGGAUCACUCCAUAUUGGACAUGCAUUAACAAUUGCUCUCCAAGACUCCUUAGUGAGAUUUAACAGGAUGAAAGGUAAGACUGUGCUAUUUCUUCCCGGGUUCGAUCAUGCAGGAAUUGCCACACAAUCUGUGGUAGAGCGUAAGCUUUGGAAAACUGAGAAAAAGACCCGAAAUGAUUAUGGUAGGGAUGUGUUUGUUGACAAAAUAAUGGAUUGGAAAGAUGACUAUCAUAAGACAAUUAAAACUCAGAUAAAAAAGAUGGGUGGUUCCUACGAUUGGUCUCGGGAAAGUUUUACUCUAGAUACGGUUAGAUCCAAAGCCGUUACAGAAGCGUUUGUCAAGCUGCAUGAUGAGGGUUUGAUUUAUAGAGACACUAAGCUUGUUAAUUGGUCAACCUGCUUGAGAACUGCAAUAUCAAAUCUUGAAGUGGAAAAUAUCGAAAUCAAAGGAAAAACAUUUUUAAUAGUUCCUGGGUACGAUGAGCCUGUUGAGUUUGGUACGCUAACUUUGAUAGGAUAUCCAGUGAUUGAUUCCCCAGACGGGGAAAAUCUUGUUGUCUCCACUACAAGACCUGAAACUAUAUUUGGAGACACGGCAAUUGCAGUGCACCCGGAGGAUCCACGUUAUAAACACUUACAUGGAAAGUAUGUCCAACACCCUCUUCUUGAUCGAAUCCUGCCCAUCGUUUUGGAUAAGGAUAUAGUUGAUAUGGAAUUUGGCACAGGCGCAGUUAAAAUUACACCCGCUCAUGAUCUUAAUGAUUAUCGUGUGGGUAAAAAGCACGGCCUGGAGUUCGUCAAUAUAUUCUCAGACGAUGGGCUUUUGAAUAAAAAUACCGGUCCCGGAUGGGAAGGAAUGAAGAGAUUUGAAGCCAGAGUGAAGGUGACGCAAGAGCUGAUGAAAAGAAACUUUAUUAAAGGGCAGGUGGAACAUGCCAUGUCCGUUCCGAUCUGUAGCCGAUCAGGGGAUGUCAUUGAACCAUUGCUAAAACCACAAUGGUGGGUAUCACAGAAAGAAAUGGCAUUACAGUCAAUAAGGGUAGUCAAAAAUGGCGAUAUCAAAAUUAGACCGGAGCAUUCUGAAGCAGAAUACUUUAGGUGGUUAGAAAAUGUUGAAGAUUGGUGUAUAUCAAGACAGCUCUGGUGGGGGCACCGUUGCCCGGCGUACUUUGUUCGUAUCGCGGAUGAAGAUCCUCAAAGAUCAGACGGGCGAUAUUGGGUUGCAGCUACAAGUUUUGAAGAAGCUGAAAAGAAAGCUCAACAAUUUUUUCCCAAUAAAUCAUUUACAUUAGAACAGGACGAGGAUGUUUUAGACACAUGGUUCUCUUCGGGAUUAUGGGCCCUGUCAACAUUAGGCUGGCCCCGACUCACCCCUGAUCUCAAAACGUUUUACCCAUAUACACUGCUAGAAACCGGAUGGGAUAUCCUUUUUUUUUGGGUUGCAAGGAUGAUUUUGCUCAGUGUUAAAUUGAUUGGUACGGUUCCUUUCCAAGAGGUAUUUUGUCACCCGCUUGUAAGAGAUGCGAAUGGAAGAAAAAUGUCCAAAUCUCUGGGAAAUGUAAUUGAUCCACUUGAUGUAGUAAAUGGUGUAUCUUUGAAAGAGUUACAAGAGAAAAUUCAGUGCGGUAAUGUACCAUUGAAGGAGAUAGAAAGGGCUUUAAAAGAUCAGAAGAAAAUGUAUCCACAAGGUAUUCCAUCGUGCGGAACUGAUGCACUGAGAUUUGCAUUAUGUUCGUACACCACAAAUAACAAUCGUAAUGACAUAAAUCUGGACAUUAAAAGGGUCGAAAACUACCGAAAAUUCAUAAACAAGUUCUAUCAAGCUACAAGAUUUUUGCUCCUAAAUUUGGGUGAUACAUUUCAGCCACCAAAGAGUAUAAGUAGUUUGCGUCCUAGCACAGUGAUCGAAAAAUGGAUGUUGCAUACACUUUCUUUAUCUGCUAGAUCAGUGAGUAACAGCUUUGAAGAAAGGGAUUUUGCAGCAGUAACUCAGUUGAUUUACCAACUCUGGUACCAAAUAUGCGACAACUUUAUUGAAUAUUUCAAAUUCGUGAUACAAAAAGGGACCCAAUCGGAUAUCGACUCUGGAAAAAAGAUGCUAUAUGUGGCUAUAGACACGGCGCUAAAACUCACUCACCCCAUGAUGCCUUUCGUUACAGAAGAACUGUGGCAACGGCUACCAAAGACUACUCCGGCAGUAGGCUCUGUUCUCGCUCAGAAAUUUCCAGUGUUCCCUGGGAACAUUACCGAUCCUGGAGUCUCAAAAAUUGUUGAAAUGCUAUGGGCUACCAUCAGUGAAAGUAGGUCUUUAUGCAAUCAAUACGGAAUUAUGAAGAAUGCUGAGAUAGAAAUUACUAUUAACAAAGAUGAUGUAUUUGAGGUACUUACCUCUAAUGCGUCUUUUCUGGAAUAUAUUCUGAAAAACAAUGUGAAAACCAUCACUUUGACCACUCAAGAGCCAAAGGCGAAAGAUGAUUGGGUGUUUUCAUCGAUCAACACAACCAUCAAAGUAGGAUUGAAAAUCAAAGGCCACAUAAACGAGGUAGAGGAUAAAAUUGUGAGGUUGGAAAAACGAAUCAAAAAAUUAGAAAACAGGUUGCGUCCUCUUCAACUGGUUGCAAACAGUCAGGAUUAUCUUGUAAAAGUCGGUAGUGAAAUUAGAAACACCAAUAAACAGCGUAUGGAAGAACUACAGGUUCAAAUAUCCACUUUUAGUGAUAUGGUUUCCAAUUUUAAAAAAAUUCUGUAA
Molecule: messenger RNA, 3081 nt
Organism: Huiozyma naganishii CBS 8797
Lineage: Eukaryota; Fungi; Ascomycota; Saccharomycetes; Saccharomycetales; Saccharomycetaceae
Gene: VAS1
Product: valine--tRNA ligase
Exons: 1
Coding region: 1-3081 (1026 amino acids)
Biological process (GO): valyl-tRNA aminoacylation
Cellular component (GO): cytosol
Molecular function (GO): ATP binding; valine-tRNA ligase activity; aminoacyl-tRNA deacylase activity
Source: RefSeq, a predicted model, not a curated record